AUGAACCCUUACAUCUUAGCCACCAUAUUUUUUAGUUUAGGCCUGGGGACUACAAUCACAUUCGCUAGCUCCCACUGACUUCUUGCCUGAAUAGGUCUUGAAAUAAACACUCUUGCCAUUCUUCCUUUAAUAGCCCAACACCACCACCCCCGAGCAGUAGAAGCUACUACUAAAUAUUUUCUUAUACAAGCAAUAGGUGCUGCAACACUACUAUUUGCAAGUAUCACUAACACAUGACUCACCGGCCAAUGAGAUAUCCAACAAAUAUCUCACCCUCUCCCUAUCACCCUUAUUACUUUAGCCCUAGCAUUAAAAAUUGGUCUUGCUCCUUUACACUCUUGACUCCCCGAAGUCCUUCAAGGAUUAAAUCUUACCACAGGACUCAUUUUAUCUACUUGACAAAAACUAGCACCCUUUGCACUAAUUAUACAAAUUCAACCCACUAACUCAACACUCCUUAUUAUCCUAGGCCUUGCCUCAACCCUUGUUGGAGGCUGAGGGGGCUUAAAUCAAACACAACUACGUAAAAUUUUAGGUUAUUCUUCUAUCGCUCAUCUUGGGUGAAUAAUUUUAAUUAUUCAAUUCUCCCCCUCUCUAACACUUCUUACUCUUUUUAUUUACAUCAUAAUAACCUUUUCAAUCUUCCUUGUAUUUAAACUUAACAAUUCAACCAAUAUUAACACCCUAGCCAUCUCUUCAACCAAAAUUCCAACACUAAUAGCCUUAACACCCCUAAUUCUUAUAUCUCUAGGGGGUCUCCCACCACUUUCAGGAUUCAUGCCCAAAUGACUUAUUCUACAAGAAUUAACUAAACAAGAUUUAGCCCUAACUGCCACCUUAGCAGCACUAACAACGCUCCUUAACUUAUACUACUACCUUCGUCUUUCUUAUACCCUAGCUCUUACAAUAGCACCAAACAAUACAGCCAGCACAACYCCCUGACGUCUUCCCUCCCUACAAAUAACAACGCUCCUUGCCAUUACGACAGCCCUUACUCUACUUCUACUACCCCUAACCCCUUCUAUAACAACCUUAUUAACCCUCUA
Pseudoliparis swirei is the source of this 1046-nucleotide messenger RNA. The record is from the annotation of a RefSeq genome assembly. Lineage: Eukaryota; Metazoa; Chordata; Actinopteri; Perciformes; Liparidae.